Molecule: messenger RNA, 1697 nt
Organism: Paramecium octaurelia
Lineage: Eukaryota; Ciliophora; Oligohymenophorea; Peniculida; Parameciidae
Source: the annotation of a GenBank genome assembly
AUGGGAAAUUGUAUUUUUAAGUUUUCAGUUGACAAUUAAGGUAUGGACAUCAAAUAAUUUUAGCUUAGGAUAUUAUUAAAUAGGAGGAUUAAAUUAUUGAUUAAGCAAUCAAAGAGGAGAAUGGAUUAAAAUAAACAACUUCUAUAUAACCAAAAAUAAAUUACAAAUAAAUUAGUGGCCUCAAUUAGGAAAGCUCUGAAAGUCAAACCCCCAAUGUCUUUAAUUCUUAAUGUUCGAAUCCUCAAAUAAAAUAUCAAAAAGAUCUACAAUUAUCUCCAGAUCUAUUGAUCAGAAAAUAGAAGGAAGGCGAGAAAUUCUUAUUCCAUUAUGAAAUAAUAAGGAAAUUAGGCUAAGGAGGCUUUGGAUAAGUGUACUAAGUUAGACAUUUAAAAACCAAAUUGAUAAGGGCUGCAAAGGUUGUGGUCAGAUAAUCAGUCGAGAAUGAAUCUCUAUUAUUAUAAGAAACUGAAAUACUAAAAACCUUAGAUCAUCCAAAUAUAGUGAAAAUUCUUGAAAUUUUCAGUGAUCACCAACAUUUCUAUAUAAUCACUGAAUGUUUAGAUGGAGGGGAACUCUUAGACAGAGUCAGGACAAUUACUAAUUAUUCAGAAGAAAUGGCAAAAAUAUAUAUGAAAUAAAUAUUGUCUGCCAUGAUAUAUUGUCAUGAGAGAAAGAUUGUCCAUAGAGACCUUAAAGUAUGAUAAAUAUGAUAUUUUCCAGCCUGAAAACAUAAUAUUUGAUACCUUAGACAUCAAUUCGAAUUUAAGAGUUAUCGACUUCGGAGCAAGCGAAAAGAUGAUGUCCAAAAAGCUCACAACUAAAAUUGGCACUCCUUAUUAUUUAGCCCCUGAAAUUCUUAAAUCCAAUGGAUACGAUGAGAAAGUGGAUGUUUGGUCAUGUGGUGUGAUUCUUUAUGUAUUAUUAAUUGGAAAGGCUCCAUUUAGAGGAAAAAACCAAUAUGAAACUUUGCAACUAGCCUAAUAAGCAAAAAUUGAAUUUAAUGGUACUAUAUAAUAAAGCAUUAAAAAGCAUAGAUUACUGAAAGGAUAAGCCAAGAUGCUCUUGAUUUGAUUAAACUCAUGAUUGAAAAAGAUCCAAACAAAAGAAUUUCUAUGAAGGAGGCAAUGAAUCAUAGUUGGAUUUAAAAGGAAUCUUAAAAGAGUUUCAAUUUUGACCAAACCUUUUUCAGAAAUAUCACUUAAUUUAAAGGGUAUAAUAAUUUAAGAGUGGCAAUCUAUCAAUUUAUUACAGUAUAAACAGUUAAAAAAGACGAAUGUGAAAAAUGUUUAGAGGCUUUUAAAAGACUUGAUAAAAACGGAGAUGGUGUAUUAUCUGAAGAAGAAAUACUUCAAGGAAUGCUCAUGGUCAAUAUAAAUUAAAUAUCUUCCUAAAAUAUGAUAAAAGAGAUUAUGAGUUAAAUGGAUACCAAUGAUUCUGGAAAAAUUGAUUUUACUGAGUUUAUAACUGCUUCAGUUAUGUAAGAGAAAAGUAUAUUGAAAGAAAGUCUGAGAGCUGCAUUUAGGCUAUUUGAUUUAGAUGGUAAUGGUACUAUUUCAAGAUCAGAAAUACAAGAGAUUUUUGGUGGAAUUUAAAUUGAUAAUAAUGCUUGGUAAGAAAUUUUAACUUCUUGUGAUGAUAAUAAGGAUGGCUUAAUUGAAGAGAAUGAAUUUCUUGCUUUAUUAGAGAAUUUAUAAUGA